Sycon ciliatum is the source of this 1062-nucleotide messenger RNA. RefSeq names its product proteasome subunit beta type-1-B-like. The coding region runs from base 140 to 808 and encodes 222 amino acids. The transcript has a single exon. The record is from RefSeq and is a predicted model, not a curated record. NCBI's taxonomy places the organism in Eukaryota, Metazoa, Porifera, Calcarea, Leucosolenida, Sycettidae. Gene Ontology annotation, cellular component: proteasome core complex.
UUUCUGGUCGGUUCGAUAUUGAACAUUUUGCUCUUCCUUGCAAACAGCCCAACUCUUCCUUCUGAAAUAUUGCUCUUCUAAACCUGAGAGUACAGCAUUUGAGCUCAGAGUGGUGAAUUAUCACAGUCUGUCCUUGAGGAUGGAGGCCAGUGGACCCAUCGAGCGGCGUUUCAACCCUUACACGGAUAAUGGUGGCACUGUUCUUGGAGUUGCAGGCGAAGAUUUUGCUGUAAUCGCUUCUGACACUAGAUUGAGUGAAUAUUACAGCAUUCAUGCUCGAGAUGUCCCGAAACUGUUCAAGCUAACUCCUCAGAUGGUGCUGGGAUGUGCAGGUUUUCAUGGUGAUGUGCUGACGCUGACGAAGGAGAUGAAUGAAGCAACCCAGGUUUAUCAGUAUGAGCAUGGUCGUACUAUUUCUACUCCAGCUACUGCUGAGAUGCUUUCCAAGAAGCUGUACUAUCGGCGGUUUUUCCCCUUCUACACUUACAACGUUCUGGUAGGACUAGACACAGAGGGAAAGGGAGCAGUAUAUGGUUUUGACCCAAUUGGAUCGUUUGAACGGGAGACAUUCCGUGCUUCCGGCUCAGCUGCUAGCCUCUUGCAACCGCUGCUUGACAAUCAAAUUGGAUAUCACAACCAGCCCAAUGCCAAGCGCGAGCCAUUGUCCCGUGACAAGGCCGUCGCACUAGUAAGAGAAGUGUUCUCGUGUGCAGCGGAGCGUGACAUUCAGACCGGUGACGGUGUCGUUAUCUCAGUCAUCACCAAAGAUGGAGUCAAGGAAUCAUUCUAUCCACUCCGGUCCGACUAAAUAGCUGGAACUGCUGCUGCUGCUGCUGCUACAGUCUACUGCUCAACACUGUCUCCGUGUUCCAUGAGCUGUGUAUACAUUGUACAUACGUGCCGUCAUGCGGUAUGCCAAUAGUUUUUAAAUUUAUAUGCUAUGAAAAUGGGUUUGUCUUUGUGUUUUGCUUUUCGUUUUUACUUUGUGAAUUCUGCGUGUAUUGCACGUACAUGAUUGUGCCGAUCUCCUCAUGAACAUGAAUAUUUCUUCCUCAUACUGUA